GGCAGAAGCAGUCGGUAUCGAACCACCGUCUCGCUGGUGCCUCGUUCGAGCUGCCAGCAAGAUAAAACAGCUCUUGCGCCUUCUCUUUUGCAAGGCUGUUUCUUUUUUAUACAGACAGACACGCGCGUUUUUCUUUCCUUUCCGGUGUGUUGCUAACUUUCAAGUGUGACAUGUGUUAAAGAGCAACUAGAGUGCGAGCUGAAUAAAAAAGUGCAGAGACUGAUGGGAUCGAUCGAGGUGAUCGAAUAAAAAAAAAAGAAGAAACGGCGAAGGCACAGGAGCCGUAUAACGUUUGCCAGAAAGCGUAGUAAGUGAUUUAUGAGGGAAAAAUGGAGAGUGGAACGGGCCAGGGUAAAAAGCAAAUCCGCGUGGGAUUCUAUGACAUCGAAGGGACCAUCGGCAAAGGCAACUUUGCUGUGGUCAAAUUGGCGAGGCAUCGUAUCACUAAGACCGAGGUGGCCAUUAAGAUAAUUGACAAGAGCCAGCUGGACUCUACAAAUCUAGAGAAAGUAUAUCGCGAAGUCGAGAUAAUGAAACAGUUGGAACAUCCUCACAUCGUUAAGCUCUACCAGGUGAUGGAGACUAAGAAUAUGCUUUACAUGGUAUGCGAAUACGCGAGUCGCGGUGAAAUUUUCGACUAUAUAGCAAGGUAUGGUCGAAUGGCCGAACCACGAGCACGUUCAACCUUCGCUCAGAUCCUUUCAGCGGUGGAAUACUGCCAUGCUACCGGGGUCGCACAUCGUGAUCUCAAGGCUGAGAAUUUGUUACUCGACGCCCAGAUGAACGUCAAGAUCGCUGACUUUGGUUUUAGCAAUCGUUUCGCGCCUGGUGAGAGACUUCACACUUGGUGUGGAAGUCCGCCUUACGCAGCGCCCGAAGUUUUCAAGGGCAGGCAUUACGCCGGACCUGAAAUCGAUGUUUGGAGCUUAGGAGUGGUUUUAUACGUCCUUGUAUGCGGAGCACUACCCUUCGAUGGUUCGACACUUCAAUCGCUGAGGGAUCGCGUGCUCAGUGGUAGAUUCCGCAUACCCUACUUUAUGUCCACAGAAUGCGAGAGUCUAAUCAGAAAGAUGCUGGUACUCGAGCCCACGAAGAGAUACACAAUACCGCAAAUCAAGAGGCACAGAUGGAUGGCUGGCUCGAGUGACGCCGUUUUACGUACACCGGUGCCCACUAUCUCACCGUCUUUGCAGGAACCUAAUGAACAGAUUCUCAGGCUCAUGCAUAGUCUUGGUAUCGAUAUUACGCGCAUACGAGAAUCAUUGAGAAACAAUAGUUACGAUCAUCACGCAGCCAUUUAUUUCUUACUUCUUGAAAGACUGAAACAGCAUCGAAAUCGUACGAAGGAGGAGAAAUUCAAGUCGAGAGGCCGUGAGGAGAUGGUUAGCCGUGGCGGCAAACGAUUCAGCUCAACAAGUUCAUCAACCGACGAAGGUUGUUGUAGCGCUGAAGGUGAUCUCGAAGAUCAAGUACCCUCGGGUGACGAACUUCGCGAUGCUCAAAUCAAGCUGGAAGAGCACAGAUUAGGCCUCGACCGUGACGUCAGUCAACGCAUCGAAAGUCAAAUUGUCAAUAGGCGACUGAGCGACUAUCAACAGCAACAUUUCAACGAAGGUCUCGAACCAAUGGAUCAACCACCGCCACCUCCGUCAUCAAAUGUCCACCACCAAGCGAACGGCAAUGGCAAUGGUGUUAAUGGAAGAGCCAGUAUAUUCGGAGGAAGUAAUGGAAGUUCAUCAUCGGAGUUUUUUGAAUCGAGUUUCGAUUCUGGUUGCCCGCCCGACUAUACCACUUCGGGAACUUGUUUCACGAGUAGUCUACCGUCGUGUACACCACCACCGCCGAAAAGUCCAUCGCCAUCGGCAAGUAGAAUAUCAAGGGUUGCUGCACAAGGAAGAAGAGCAUCAGAUGGUGGCCCGAGGCUGAUGUUCACACAACAAGGAGGCGGUGACAGACCUGUUAAGCAGAGGAGCAUCCAAGACUCGGGUAAAGCACGUGGUCACUUAGAUUUGGUGCACCUUCGACCACCGCCGGCCUCACCACAAUCGACAUCGCAAUACAAACUGCGUAAUGUGGAUUCCGGUACGCAACUGCAGUUAUUGGUCCAGCAACGAAUGUUACAACAAAAACGUAGCCUCUUCCAUCGUCAACGUGGCAGUAGUGCCGGUAGUCCAACUCAUCAUCUUCACUUGCCACGUCAGGAUAGUUACAAACGUGCUCAAAUAGUGCCACUUAUCGCCUCACCACAUCACAUACAAUUUCAUCAUCCGCAUCAUAAUCAAGUGCCACAUUCGAUGGAUGAUGAAAUACCGGGUGACGAGCGCUGGAAGAGUUUACCAUCAAGACUCGCUGCUGACUGUCAAUUGGCCGAACGUUCACUACUCUGGAGCCAACAGGUAUCCGGCCUUGGCGGUGGAGCAUCAUAUUUACCACCAGGCAGUGUAGGUGGUUUCUUAUGGUCUGCAAGUGGUAAGCCACACUCGACGAUCUUUGAGAACACGACUGGCGACCCAAUGGAAUGACUAGAGGACACCGGUGCUUCGCUGGCCAACUGUACUAUUCGAUUAAGGAGCGGCAGUACCAGUAGCGCCACUGGCUCAAGAAGAACACUUGUGAGGCCAUGAUUCGGAUCGCGUAUUAUUGACUGAGUUCUUAUCUAAUAAGCAGCGUUUUCUUUUUCGUUUUCUUUGGCGAAGAAAUAAAACGGCCAUAUGACGAUUAUUCUUUUUUUUUUAUACUUACUGUUAGACAUUGAAUUAUGAUACGUCGCUCAGUCAAUAAAACUGUCAAUGAAGCAUCGACACACAACACACAAACACACGAUACACUUGUUAUUCGCGUGGGUAUGCCAGUCAAGCUUUUUGCGAUAAUUAAUACGUAUAUAUACGCGUACGCGGACAUGUAUCUCAUACACACAAGAGUUGCAGUAGUUGUCUUAUGAUCAGCAAGAAAAAAGAUGGUCGAUAUUCCUCGUCUGAUCAUACAGCAGGCGAGUCAUGUUAACGUAUUUCAUAGCUUAUUUAUUACUACUAUACUCGUAGCUUGAGAUAUACGGACACGUGCUACCACUCUUACGCGGAGUGUUCAUCACAAAGCAAUUACCUGGAUUUUGUUACACAUAUAUCUACAUAGAUAUAUUCGCUUCCGCUUUUAUGAUGCUUCAAUUAGCUGCAAAAACAUAAAGAUAACGAUUAUAAAACGGAACGAUCGAUUCUAGGUAAUUGACUUUUGAGUAACGAGGAAUCAUAAGACAUUUUAUUGGUUCAUUUUUUUCGCGAUAUUUUAGCAUAUAUACGAGUGAAAUAUCGAUGCACUUGUGCAUUAUGUGCUUACAAUAAUCGACACUUAUGAGUAAAGCGUUUUUUGUAAAGUCAAUUUAUAUAUAAGAUACUAUCAUCGCGCACUUUAGCGGAAAAAUGAAUCUGCGGAUGCUCGCUAUUCGUAAAAUGUCUGAGAAUGACGGCAUAUUUGCAUAUUAGAGCGAUGGAUUAACAGAUGGUAGCACGUUGACUCUUAAUUAAACCGGGACUGACAACAAUAUCUUCUACAUAUGUAAAUUAUGUAUAACGAUAAUAAAGAAACCACGCAAAUUCAUUAUAGACUGAUGUACAUGUGACAAUGAUAAACACCAACACUAAUUGCACUGCUAGGCACAUUGGUCUCACGCUUUGAAUUAUGGAGGCGAGCAGCAACAAAAAGACGUGAUGGAAUAUCUCAGCAGAUUUUUUAACGAAAAGGGAAAAGGCCAAAAGCGGUUCUUUUCUCUCGACCAAUCGUACAGUAGGCUACUGUUUUAAUCUCGUUGCAAUUGUGAUAUAUAGACUCAUGGUAACGGAACAUCACAAAAUCUAGUUCGAUUUUACACAUUUUUAAUUAUUGAUUUCCAUCGACAUGUCACAUCCAUCCUUUCCUGUUUGCAACCGUAAUGUCGCACACAGAACACAUCGGCGGAAUCAUUUUAAAUUUAUAAGCGAAGAAUUUCGAACGAACCAAAGACCGUCAAUAAAUAGCAAAGAGGAAUUAUACAACCAACGUUUUUAUAUUGUGAUUAAUAUCGCUAAAAUUGUCAAUUCAUGUAUAAAAGUGCGCCCGUUGCAUAGAAUUAUUGCUCGCCUCUCUCACAGCGAUGAUUUCUUAAGAUAAAACAGUCAUUACAGACAAAAUUGACGUUUUCUUUUUUAGAGAAAAGAAAAACUUUGUACCUUGACUCGAGCAUGAGAUAUUGUAAUCAUCUUCUUUAUCUAUUUAUAUCUUUAAACAUCUGCAAAGACUGCUAUACUUGUAGAGAAGCUUGCAGCUUUUAUAUUUAUUUCACUUAUGCACGAUACUUCCAUUACGCUCGUGGUAUACGCACACACGUAUCGCAGGUACGUGUACAUUUCAUUCUGGCACUGCUUGAAUAUAAUGGAGAACGAAUGAAAAAAUUCGCGGAAAUUUCAGAUAAGCUGAUAAGGGGGCAGGAAAGCGUGGAAAAUUGUUACGAGAGGUUUGCUCGUAAGACGAGUGCAUGCAGGCGUUCUUAUAAAUUGUUGUUGCUCCUGGCGAUACUAUCUAAAGAAUACAUACUGCCACUUUUUCUUCAAGUAAUAAACAACACACGAAAUGUAUGACACAAACGCCUUUUACAAUACAAUUUUAUUCUUUCGUUCGAACGAAUUUCAUUUAAUAAGAGCAAUAUUACGGAAAGAUUUUAAAAUUAGUUUUUUUACCGUGAAUUUUAUUAGUUAUUUUGUUCUUCCACGUCACGCAUUCCUUCCACCUAAACUAUAUCCACGAUAACAGAAUAGAAGUUUGAUCGCAAGCAUUUUAUCAGAAAAUUUAUCGAGUACCUCGUGUCCGGAAUAUAACACACUUUAUUCUCUUUCUACGUCGUACAGUGUGUGUGUGUGUAUGUGUGUAUAUAUAUACACGCGCGCGCGUGCUGUACACACAUCACUCUAUAUAAAUAUAACAUAGGCUCUUCCACUGUAAAUGAGGCCACUAUGCGUUUUCAACUUUUAAGACAACCAAUGAUAAUAAAUCGAUGAAAUACCAGUCAUUAUACAAAUAUAUCUAAACAAAGUAGCUCAAAACAUUGAUAUUCGUUAAUAAGAAAUAUACGAAAAUAUACGAUUACGAUCAGGUUGAUGCACUUUGUUCGAAAGACUGUUAAAAAGAACUCGUCCGACAUGAUGAUGAAAUCGAGUCAGAUAAUUGAAUUUUCAAUCGCAAAUAUAAUGUAUAAUGAAAGAAACAAUCCUUUUUGUAUGUUUAACAUGGAAAAUGAUCUAUAAGUGUGUACUGAACGUAUCUAUAUAAACUUUUUAAAUCUAGACGCUAAAAAGAUUUCAUAUCGAGUUCUGGAAUUGUCGUAAUAUCUAAAUUUUUCACACAAAAGUAAAAGAAAAAACAAUGACUGCGCUUUAGCUUCCAAGAAUAACUUCCCUAAUAUAGUUUUCCUUUACAAAAUAUAUAAGUAUAUAAUAAUGCAAGUUUUAUAGCGAAAACUUUUUUGAUAAAACCUGAUAAUUGAUACGGAUAUACUGAAGUAUCUUAAAAAAACAAACUGUUUACGAAUCCGUCUCACGAAGAAAUAAUGACAAUAUUUAAGGACUGCAAGAAAUGAUUGCUUCGAGCAAAAUGCAUCGAUAUCUGGUUUAAUCUUAAUUAUUAAUAUAUAGAAAGCAAUAUACCAGCCGCGCACAACGAUUAUUACGUACCAACUAAUAUAAUAUGCUAAUCUAGUUUUUCCGCCGUUUUUUUUAUCCAAACAAAGAAAACAAACGAAAAAAAAACCAGAAAUGUCAAGAACUUCGCUGAUUAAGAGAAAGAAUGAAAUAACAAUCAAAUUUCGCUUCGAAGGAUCUUUUGAUAAGCGAAUUAAUAGUUGUUAAGUUUAGCCUAAUUGUUGGAGCAUCAGCUUGUUUACUCGAGGGAUAAAAACAAAAAAAUAAUGACGAAUAUUGUUGCGAGUUUAUCGAAGGAUUUUACUUGGAGAUUGAGAACGAAUAGAUUUGUUAUCUGAUCACGUGAACGCGUUGUUGAGUCAAAUUGGAAUGUUGAAUUUUCCAUCGACCCAAACCUGUAAUUAUUAGCUACGUAGAAAAAAACGAAACGUGUUUCUAGCGAGUAAAAUUGUUUGACAUAUUUUACUUUUUGUAUAGAUUUGAUAGUCAGUAUAAGUAGCAAUAAUUUGCAAAACAUAAUUAUUUGUAUAUUACUCGUCGUUAGAUGCGCAAAAACUUAUAUCAAUUAUAAGUUGUAUAAUCUAUACGUUGACUUUGUAUAGCGACAAUUAUUAUAAUUAAAAUGUAUCAUCAUAUGAAUGUGAUAAGACAGAAAAUUCAUUAUUACUGCAUCAAGGCAAGAAAAAAAACGCUAUAGUCAAUAGUUGCAGGUCAUUCUUUUUGUUUUAGAAAAGAGACAAGCACGGCGCAAUGAAAUCGAUCCAUAUCCAUAAAUUAUGUGAUCGCACACGGCGAAGUUGUUUGUACAAUUUUUCUAGCCCUCGGUUUAAUAUUGCUGCGAAGGCAAAAAGUUUAUUGCUACGUAAUAAAGUUAUAUAGAGAAUCGUCAACAAAAAAUAUAACUCAACUGGAUAUAAAAUGUAUUGAAUAAAAAUAUAUGCAGACUA
This is a messenger RNA of Phymastichus coffea, 6613 nucleotides long. RefSeq names its product MAP/microtubule affinity-regulating kinase 4-like. Gene Ontology annotation, biological process: microtubule cytoskeleton organization; protein phosphorylation; intracellular signal transduction. Gene Ontology annotation, molecular function: tau-protein kinase activity; ATP binding; protein serine/threonine kinase activity. Gene Ontology annotation, cellular component: cytoplasm. The record is from RefSeq and is a predicted model, not a curated record. NCBI's taxonomy places the organism in Eukaryota, Metazoa, Arthropoda, Insecta, Hymenoptera, Eulophidae. The transcript is spliced from 10 exons. The coding region runs from base 330 to 2522 and encodes 730 amino acids.